CGGGGACCCGGGGGGGCAAGGGGGGGGGGGGGAAACCCCCCCCCCCGGGCACCGGGAGCAGGCUUUGUAGUGACACCUGUCGGGCGAAGGAACAGCCUCCCAGAGGGUCACUUCGGAUUCCUGGAGCCUGGGCAGGAAACCUGGUGACUUAAGCGAUGGCCAGUGGAUUUCUCUUCAAGUGCUGGUGAAAGCUGCGUGCGAGGAAGUUCUGUACGGCCACGGCUAGCACGAUAAAGGCUACAAAAUGACAGCUGUAACUUAGCCCUUGCUGCUCCAGGGCGGCUUUGGGGUGAGGCAGUGGAGAAGCAGCUGUCUGGAGGAGGAGGGAUGUGUGAAGCCAAACCGACUAGUUCCUGCUGCUGGAGUGGCGAGCUUUCUGAGGACAGGGGUGCACCAGGGGCCAGCCCUUGUGUGGAUAACAGACCCUUGUUCUCAAAUUUUGGGGAUCCGGGAAGCACUGGGCCUAGCGGCUGCCACUUCUUCCAAGAAUGCUGCAGUCCUGAAGGCCCCGAGCGUACGUCUCCGAGCCAGAGCUGGCCGAAACAACUCCACGGAGCCACCGAAGGUUUGGAACCCAUGGAGGUUCAUGGGCCAGCUGCUGCUGGGACAUUGCUAGCUGAGCCAGCAGCCGAGAGGCUAGGGAAGGUGGAGGAGGCCGCCCGUUCUCCCCAUCAGGGCUUUCCAGAAGGCGGCGGGCAGAGGCCGGCCUGCACCGCAGGGGAGGGUGUUGGUUGGAAUGGAAGCUGCGACCGAGUACCGACGGGGUUGCUCGAAGAGGAAGGCUUGCACUUUACUGAGUCCAAUGUUCCUGGCUCCUGUCUGUCCAGUUACGAACGUUCCUGUAGUUGUCGGGGGGAGAGUUUGGAUCUCUCCAGGACUUAUUUGGAAAAGGGGAACUGUUCGUGUAGCAUCACCUGCCAGCGCUGGGCUUCGGAGUCCCCUGGAGCUGAGGACGAAGCCUUUGCUCCUGAUUCAGCCCCAUCGCUGCAGGGCCAGGAGCAAGACGAGGAAGAUGACGGAGUGUCCAAGGCCAGUGAGGACCCUUCGGACUCUGGCAGGGCGCUCGGCGGCAGGAAGAAUGGGAGACGCCAGAGGCACCGCUCUGGCACGAAGGACAAGGAGGAGGGGAAGGAGAAUGCCAAGCGGGAGGGUAGAUCUGCGCCGGCUGGCGGGAAGCACAAGCAGGCCAGGAAGAGGAGCCAUGCGGACCGGCGGCGCCACCUAAAAGCGGAGGUCCCCAGGCAGCUGGAAGAGCUGGCCUGGGUCUGCGUCUCCUGUUUCAAGAAGCUCAUCAAACUGGUGCUGGUCAUCACCCACGAGUGUGGCGAAUACGUGGAAGCUGGUGGGAGGCUCCUCUACUCCUGCUGUCAGCUCGACGCCUGGGACCUGGCCUCAGCCCAAGGCAGCAUGAGGACGUGGAGCCAGCGGGCCAGGAGCAGCUCGGGGAAGGCGGCCCGGUGGCUGGGCUCUGGGGGGAACCGGCUGUGGGGGCUGCUCAAGAUGCUGGGUGCCCUGCUCUUCCUGGUGCUCAUGCUUCUCCUGGGCAGCCUGCGUCUGUGCUGGCGAGUCUCCAAGUCCCUGCUCCUUGCUGGGGCAGCUAAGCUGGGCAGAACCAGCAGCGUGGCCCGGCUCCUCUCGCUCCUGGAUGCGCCCCUCCUCCGCAGAACGUGGGCUCUCGUCACCGAAACCAGGACUUGCAAGUACGUGGCGCACGUGCUGCAGAAGUGGAGAGGGCUGCUUGGGGUAGCCAAAGGGCUAAGGACCGAUGGGCUGGGAGAGGCUGUGGCUGGCCCUGAUCCCGGCCCAGGGGGGCGCUACCAGCCCAGCCAGGAGGUGGCACGGCUGCUGGCCCUGGCCGACGUACCUGAGGAAGAGCUGAACCCCUUUCAGGUACUGGGGCUGGAGGUGACUGCUUCAGACACGGAGCUGAAGAAGGCCUAUCGGCAGCUGGCUGUGCUGGUUCACCCUGACAAGAACAAGCAUCCGCGGGCGGAGGAAGCCUUCAAGGUGCUGCGAGCCGCCUGGGACAUCGUGAGCAACCCGGAGAAGAGGAAGGAGUACGAGAUCAAGCGGAUGGCGGAGAGCGAGCUGACCAAAUCCAUGAAUGAGUUUCUCACUAAGCUGCGGGAAGACCUGAAAGAGGCCAUGAACACCAUGAUGUGCAAGUGCCAGGGGAAGCACAAGAGGUUCGAGAUGGACCGAGAUCCGCUCAGCGCUCGCUACUGCGCGGAGUGCGGCAAGCUGCACCCUGCCGAGGAGGGAGACUUCUGGGCCGAAUCGAGCAUGCUGGGGCUGAAAAUCACCUACUUCGCCCUGAUGGACGGGAAAGUCUAUGACAUCACAGAGUGGGCCGGCUGCCAGCGGGUUGGAAUCUCGCCCGACACCCACCGCGUCCCGUAUCACAUAUCGUUUGGAGCGAGGAGCUCUGGUUCAGGUGGACGCCAGAGAACCGCCUCUGAAGGCAGCCCUACCUCGGCUGCAGACCUGCAGGACUUCUUCAACCGCGUAUUUCAGGGGACCCCAGGGCAGAUGCCCAAUGGGGGCUUCUUCAGCCCACCCCAACCCCCUCAGGCAGCAGCUCCUUCUGCUCCAGCCCCGAAGACAGAGAGUGCAGCCCCGAAAGGGGACUCGAAGCAGAAAAGGCGGAAGAAAGUGCGCCGGCCCUUCCAGCGCUGAGGAGCAGCGUGGCCGGUGGGGGCAGCUUUGAACUUGGCCUGGCAGGAGGCCACAAGCACUGGCAGGAGACGAAGCUCCGGUGGAUGUUCCAGCAGGCAGCUGGGUGCGUCCCAGGCGCUAGGUCGGACACUAAAGGGCUCUUUACAAGAAGAAGAAUCUAUUUUUUUUUUCUUUAGAUAUUUAAAAGCAACCAGGCGUUCGGGGAAUUUCCGGCUGACGCCGUUAACUUCUAGCGUAAAGAACCAGCCCCAGUGAUACCAAAGAACUCCAGCGGGGGGUGCCCUGCAGGAUCCCUGGAGACACCAGCCCACUGUAUGAGGAAGGGUCUCUCUGCUGGGGUGGGGGAAGCUGGACAGAGCCAUGGAAUCUCUUCAGGGUUACUUUAAAAAUCAGGGGAUGUUUCAUUUCCAUGAAGGCCCCACCUGGGAUCCAUUGGGAGGCAGCCAUGUCCCUUCCAUCCCCCUGCCUCCCCUUCUCAUGGGCAGCUCCCAUUGAAGUCUGUGUCUCGCAGCCCUCCGAGAGCUGGGGGAGCUGUAAUCCCUCAGACACAGCGACUGAGCCGCAUCCCGUAGAACUGAGUUGCGAUUUGGCCUCCUAAAGCUUCUGCAGCAGAUCGGAUUGACCCCGCCCGUCCCCGCAACUCCUCACCCUAGAAGAGCCAUGCCGAGCGUUAACCCUCCGGUGCUGGAGGGCAGCUUGCCCAGCUCACAGCUGCCUGGAGAAUGCUUCCAGGGAGCAGCCUGGCCUUGGCCCUGGGAGCCCAGACUGAGUCCCUUGUCUAACUCUUGCAGAGCGUUCUCCAUACCUGCUGCUGUAGCCAGUGCAUCUGUCUGCGCUCUCAGCGGAGCGGGUGGGGAAGCCUUUUUCCCCAGAGAUGAAAUGAGGCGGGGGGGUGCUCCCUUCCCACUGCGCUGGUAGCACAGGCUGGCCCCUAGCUUCAUGCUUAUCCCCCCCCAAUCUGAUUUUUGUUGCUGAUUUCCCCUCGGCCCUGAUUCCCAGCCGUGGGUAGCUUUCCUGCCAGCUGGGCUCUGCUACAGGCCUGAGAUGCGGGACAGCAGUUCCUCAGCAGGUUUCUCUGGGAGCUCAGGUGUGAGAUGUUGUCUUCACAAGUCUCCUGAUCUGUGCAGCCCGUAUUGAAUUUACUAUUCACAGGGAUGUUGGCCGGUGCCAGCCGCUCGCACACAGGGGGGCCAGACUUUCCAAAGGAGCAAGGUCAAGUUUGUAAGCCCAGCCCCAACCUGGUCUGCUUCCACUGGGCCCUGCCAGCUCCUGGCAGUUAGACGGGUCUGUAACUGUCCAGCCUCUCCCUGAAGGAUUGGUCUUGGGUUUUAACAGCUGGUUCCUCUUUGUACAUAUCUCUCUUAUGUGCAUACCCCUUGCGAUAGAUAUAGCUCAGUCCCCGAGAGCAGAUGGGGGAGUGCUUCCCCCCCCUUCCCAGGGCAGCGUCACUCAAUUCCGUGUAUUACACCUCGGCUUUCUGUUGGCACUUUCUGUAACCUCCUUAGGUUUGCUCUGCCGGUCGCUAACACGCACCCAGCUCAGAGAGCUGCUGCUGAAAUACUUUGACCCCAGGUGCAGUAAAGCUGAUUUUUAAGUUGU
Messenger RNA from Trachemys scripta elegans, 4275 nucleotides. It is a transcript of the gene DNAJC14, whose product is annotated as DnaJ heat shock protein family (Hsp40) member C14. Lineage: Eukaryota; Metazoa; Chordata; Testudines; Emydidae. The record is from RefSeq and is a predicted model, not a curated record. Gene Ontology annotation, molecular function: dopamine receptor binding.